Dovyalis caffra is the source of this 363-nucleotide messenger RNA. The record is from the annotation of a GenBank genome assembly. Lineage: Eukaryota; Viridiplantae; Streptophyta; Magnoliopsida; Malpighiales; Salicaceae.
AUGUCUCCCACGCAUCCGAAAUUCCGCCCACCGCCCAUUACACACACCGCCAGCCCUCUACCUCUCGUGGUCGAGGACGCCGGAGGGGCCGUGGCCGUUCUUAUACCUAGCCAAACACACGUCGAUCCUCUCGGUUCCCCUCGCGCGUCUCCUACGCCAUCACCUCCCAUGGUACCAACUUGCUACAAUUGUCGUGGAAUCGGGCAUCUCAGCUCAGCUUGCCCUCUCCCAAAUACACAAAUGCAACUCGACCACCUUGCUCGCCCACGCCCACAUCUCAUCUUGCAUCCACCUAAACCAACCCUAAAUGGGUUCUUGAUAGUGGAGCUACGCACCAUCUCACGACGGAUCUCGACAACCUAG